Pelodiscus sinensis (Chinese soft-shelled turtle) is the source of this 3693-nucleotide messenger RNA. Lineage: Eukaryota; Metazoa; Chordata; Testudines; Trionychidae. The record is from RefSeq and is a predicted model, not a curated record.
GUCUACAUUUAAAUUAUGCUUUUUGUUUCUUCUUUAAAGAAUAAAGGUUCACUUCAGUUUGAAGACAAAUGGGAUUUCAUGCGCCCAAUUGUUCUGAAGCUGUUACGCCAGGAAUCUGUCACAAAACAGCAGUGGUUUGAUCUGUUUUCGGAUGUGCAUGCAGUUUGCUUGUGGGAUGACAAAGGUCCAGCAAAAAUCCAUCAAGCUUUGAAAGAGGACAUCCUUGAUUUCAUUAAACAAGCACAGGCAAGAGUACUGAGUCAUCAAGAUGAUACAGCAUUACUAAAAGCAUACAUAGUAGAAUGGCGGAAAUUCUUUACACAGUGUGAUAUUUUGCCCAAACCAUUUUGUCAACUAGAAAUAACUUUAAUGGGUAAGCAGGGCAGCAAUAAAAAAUCCAAUGUAGAAGACAGUAUUGUUCGAAAGCUCAUGCUAGACACUUGGAAUGAGUCCAUAUUUUCAAAUAUAAAGAAUAGACUUCAAGACAGUGCAAUGAAGCUGGUCCAUGCUGAAAGACUAGGAGAAGCUUUUGACUCUCAACUUGUUAUUGGCGUUAGAGAAUCAUAUGUUAACCUUUGUUCUAAUCCUGAAGAUAAACUUCAGAUUUAUCGGGAUAACUUUGAGAAGGCCUAUUUGGAUUCAACAGAAAGAUUUUAUAGAACACAAGCUCCUUCUUAUUUACAACAGAAUGGAGUACAGAAUUAUAUGAAAUAUGCAGAUGCUAAAUUAAAGGAAGAAGAGAAAAGAGCAUUAAGGUAUCUAGAGACCAGGCGGGAAUGUAACUCUGUAGAAGCGCUUAUGGAGUGCUGUGUGAAUGCCUUGGUGACAUCAUUUAAAGAAACCAUUUUAGCUGAAUGCCAAGGGAUGAUAAAACGAAAUGAAACAGAAAAAUUGCAUCUAAUGUUUUCACUGAUGGAUAAAGUUCCUAAUGGUAUAGAGCCCAUGUUAAAAGACUUGGAAGAGCAUAUUGUUAGUGCUGGAUUAGCAGAUAUGGUAGCAGCUGCUGAAACUAUUACUACUGAUUCUGAGAAAUAUGUAGAGCAAUUGCUUACAUUAUUUAAUCGAUUUAGUAAGCUGGUUAAAGAAGCUUUUCAAGAUGACCCGAGAUUUCUUACUGCAAGAGAUAAGGCAUAUAAGGCAGUUGUGAAUGAUGCUACAAUAUUUAAACUUGAAUUGCCAUUGAAGCAGAAAGGGGUUGGAUUGAAAACACAGCCUGAGUCUAAAUGCCCUGAACUACUUGCGAAUUACUGUGACAUGCUGUUAAGAAAAACACCACUAAGCAAAAAACUAACUUCUGAAGAAAUUGAAGCAAAGCUUAAAGAAGUGCUAUUGGUACUUAAAUAUGUACAGAAUAAGGAUGUGUUCAUGCGAUACCAUAAGGCUCAUUUAACAAGACGUCUGAUACUAGAUAUAUCAGCUGAUAGUGAAAUUGAAGAGAAUAUGGUGGAAUGGCUGAGAGAAGUAGGUAUGCCAGCAGAUUAUGUAAACAAGUUGGCUAGGAUGUUCCAAGAUAUCAAAGUAUCUGAAGACUUGAACCAGGCCUUCAAAGAAAUGCAUAAAAAUAAUAAACUGGCUCUACCAGCUGACUCUGUGAAUAUUAAAAUUUUAAAUGCUGGUGCCUGGUCUCGAAGUUCUGAGAAAGUAUUUGUAUCGCUACCCACGGAACUAGAAGACCUCAUCCCAGAGGUAGAAGAGUUCUACAAAAAGAAUCACAGUGGCAGAAAACUGCACUGGCAUCAUCUCAUGUCUAAUGGAAUUAUAACAUUUAAGAAUGAGGUUGGCCAGUAUGACUUAGAGGUAACAACAUUUCAGCUGGCUGUGCUCUUUGCAUGGAACCAAAGACCUCGAGAGAAAAUCAGCUUUGAAAACCUUAAACUGGCAACUGAGCUCCCAGAUGCGGAACUUAGGAGGACUUUAUGGNNNNUUGUAGCAUUUCCAAAGCUGAAACGUCAGGUUUUAUUGUAUGAACCUCAAGUCAAUUCGCCCAAAGACUUUACAGAAGGAACCCUCUUCUCAGUGAACCAGGAGUUCAGUUUAAUAAAAAAUGCUAAAGUUCAGAAAAGGGGUAAGAUCAAUUUGAUUGGCCGGUUGCAACUCACUACAGAGAGAAUGCGAGAAGAGGAGAAUGAAGGAAUAGUCCAGCUAAGAAUAUUACGAACCCAGGAGGCUAUUAUCCAAAUAAUGAAAAUGCGGAAGAAAAUUACAAAUGCUCAGCUUCAGACUGAACUGGUAGAAAUAUUGAAAAACAUGUUCUUGCCACAAAAGAAAAUGAUAAAAGAGCAAAUUGAAUGGCUUAUAGAGCACAAAUAUAUCAGAAGAGAUGAAUCGGAUAUCAACACCUUCAUAUACAUGGCAUAAUUUGAAGACUCUAAGGGCCGAGAACACAAAUUGAAAGGUGCUUGGGCAGACAGCUGUAACAGUGUUUGUGCUGGAGAAGGACUCACUUUGAUUUUCAAUACAUAUUAAAAUCCCUGCCUUAUCUUACAAGAGGACUAUAUUUUGCCAAUCUCAUUCAGCUAGCAUGAUGGCAUUCCCUUCAUGUUGCACACUUUUAACAGCAUGCUGUUUUGUGGGAAACUUGCAUUCAUGAAGAGCCCGUUUGUGAGCUUUUUAAAGUAGAUUUGAUUUACACCCACCAAGAAGAAUACAGGCUUGGGUUUUUAGAUGAACAGUACUUGCACACACAAAAAGACUUUCAAAUACUCAUGCACUGAGGAACUGCUGUUGUUUGUUUUGGUUGGUUUUUUUAAUGCAAUUAGGACUAGAAGUAGCACUUUCACUUUGUUUUGGAUAAGCAGAGUAAAUGUACUGUCCACCUUUGGUGAUUCUUUUUAUGUAUAACAUUUGAGAGACACACAGAUGCAUCACAACAGAUAUGAAUUUGUUACAACAACAACCUGUUGGCUCAAGCAGUGCUUCAAUAUAGUAACUGGAUUUUAAUAUUGACAUACAAGUGACAUAAAAUAUUUCCAAUUUGUGUAUGUUGUUUUUCCUUAAGCAGGAGAUCAUUGUUUUAUAUUGUUUACUGUAAACAUAUGGGUAUACAUUGCUUAUCUUAUUUGGGCAGAUUGGUUUAUUACUGUCCUUUAGAAAAGGUGAAGCUUUCUUCCCCAUAACUACUUCAUGGUUGGGUCUGUUAUAGUGAACAUAAAUAUUAAGUGUAUUUUCUUGUACACUUAAUAUUUGAAUUACUUUUAAUGCCUUCAGAGUUAUAUAGUAACUGAUCCAUAAGUCUUCUAUGAGAAAAUAACCCUUUGCAAUUUCUGUACAUUAGCAUCAUAUCCAGAUAUUCCAGUGGCUUUGUUUUAGAAUUUACUCUUUAUUUGCAUAAAAGUCAAUUUCCUUAAAAAAUAAAUAAAGCAGCAGCUGCCGAUUGGUUUGAAGUUAACAGGAAAUAAAGAACAUAGCUAAAGGAGACCUGCAAAUAUUUAAGGAAGAAACUCCCAGUUUUAACGUGUGAAGAGAAAUUGUCAAAAUUCCUUAGGUGUAUUUGGCCAAUUUUUAAAGGUCAAAUUUUUCCGCAGCCAUGUUAAGUAGCCUCUGACUCCUGGCAGUGCUCAAAUGUUCCAACUGAUGACACAGUACCGCUGGAGAAGAGUCUGUUGGGGCUUGCAGAGGGAGGUAAGUUAGCUUUUACUUAGCAUCCAAAAAUAAGAGUAUUCAUAUGACACUAUCAGGCAGCCUUGCAAAAGU